GGUGGAGGCUGGAAUCGGGAAAUAAACAGUGAAACCCGAUCAGAAGGAAAGGAACUGGAGAUCACCCAGGUUGAUUGUCCAGCUAUGGAGCUUUUGGUGGACAUCAAGAACCUUGGAUGGUGUAGAUCACCUGUGGCUUUCUUUUCCUGAAAGAAAAACCUUAUUCCAUGGGGAAAUAGGACAAGCCAGGUUCUGCAUACCAGCUCAUUCUCUGGCCUUUUGGACCUGCCUGAAGCCAGUGCGACAGCAUCCUAGCUUGUAAAAAUCUCCCCAGUCUAAACAGUCUGAGGGACAGGCCUUCCUAGACUAUUCUAGAGACUCCAUGGCUUCAUGGCUUCCUCCAGGAACUCAGAGGAAGAGCCCCUUCGCAGCCCUUUCCCUCUGACUCCCCCACCAGCUCUGGGGGAUGAGUACUAUCCUUUUGGGAGUGAGGGCCAGCCACCCUUUGUGGGGGAUGCUGCUGCGACUGGAGCUGUGGGGGAAGGGGAUCCCGAAGAUGCAGAUCUGGGGGUGCUGCUUCAGAGGAAAGAACAGGACUUGUUGUUGGCAGCGGAAUUGGGAAAGAUGCUUCUGGAACGUAACGAGGAACUGGAACGACGCUAUGAUGAACUGAUGAAGGAACAUUUGGAAGUCAAAGAGCAUCUUGAACAAGAGAAACAUGAACUCCGGAGGCACCUUGAAUCAGGCCGGGCGGAAUUUGAAACCCGGAUGGCAGAGCUGGAGGCUGACUUGGUGGCCACCCGAGCCCAGCUGGGGCAGAAACGUCUAGAACAGCAGGACACCAGUCGAGAGAGCUCACAGGCGGUCUUGGACCUUUCAGAACAGAACCAACGUCUGGUGGAGCAGCUCAGUCAGGUCACUCAUUUGGAGCAACAGCUCCAGGAAGAUCUGAUUGUAUUACGUGGAGAACAUCGGACUCUGACCCUUUGCAAUGCUGAGCACGCUGCCCGGAUGCAAAGUUUGCAGGCUGAGAAUUGUCUGCUUCAAGAGCGGAAGCAAGAUAUGGAGAAACAGACCCGUCAGCUUCGGGAGGAGAACGAAGCCAUCCAGGCCCUGGUGGACACGUUACACGAGAACCUCCUCCUCCUCCGCAAAGAGAGCUGUGAAAAGCAGCUGCGGUUUAAACAGGUAGAAGCGGAAGCUGAGGAACUCCGCACUGCCAAUAGGCGCCUCCAGCAUCAGGUCAAGGAUUUGAAGGAAGAGAUCCGUCUGCACGAGUUAGAUACCUCUGUUACCUCCAUCCAAUCUGAGAUUGAAAGCAGUUUAGGCGAUGCCCCAGGAGCCCCUGGACAGACACCAAAGUCAAUCACCCAUGGCGCCAAUAAGACUGGUUCUGCUCCAACAAAGGCCUCUCUGAGAUCGGAGGAGAACAUCUCUGAAUACACCAAAAAGGUUUCGGCCUUGAGCUAUCAGCAGCAAGACAUCCUGGCCCAGAAAGAAAUGGAGAUUGCAAAACUCCAGGAUCAGGUGACUUUGCAACAUGUGGAGCUCAGCGGUUUGAAGUCUGAGAUAGAGAACCAGAGGCGGUUGUACCAAGAGAGCAAUCGGGACAAGGCCUUGAAGUUAGCUGUAGCAGACCGGGAUGAGGCUAUAAUCAAGAAAAGCGAAAUAGAAUUGGAAUUGGCAAAAAUCUCCCUGGAGCGAGAUUCGCUGAGCCAACAGUUGUUGCGUGUCAUUCGACAGAAGAUGGCACUUUCCCAGGAAUUGGAAGCUUGGCAAGAUGAUAUUCAGUAUAUAAUUCACCAGCAACUUCUCCAGAAACAGCGGGAAGAACGACACUGCCUCACCCCACCACCAAAGCCACCAACACAAGGCAAGGGUCCUGAAUUAUUUCGGGCUGGUGCCAGCAUGCCCAGUGGCACAGGCUUCUUCUCAUUCUUCCGGAAAAGCUGAAUUGUUGAAGGUUUCCAACAUCAGUGGGCCAAUCUCUGCUCCAAGUUCUAAGAUCACCCUCUUCUGGUGAAUUGGAGACAUGACUCAGUUAAGUGGAUAAUUCCAGAGUGGCAGUUCAAGACAGCUACAGGUCCCAGCGCCUGGCUUUUGAUGGAAUGGAACUAGAAACAUGGCUUCUGAUCCUUCACUUUUUCACAGAAUCAAGAUUGGUAGGAAGGGGCACCUUAAUCUCACAUCCCUCCCUUGCAAGAAGAAAUAAGAUUACAGGUAGUCCUCGAUUUAUAACCAUUCAUUUAGUGACAUUUCAAAGUUGGAAUAGCACUGAAAAAAGUGGCUUAUGACCAUUGUUCACAUUAUGACCAUUGCAGCUUCCGCUUGGUCAUGAGAUCAUAUUUAUGAAGGUUGCUGUGUCUCAGGGUCAUGUGAUCACCUUUUGUGACCUUCUGAUAAGCAAAGUCAAUGGGAAGGCCAGAUUCACUUAACAACCAUGUUACUAACUUAACAACUACUGCAAUGAUUCAUUUAAUAACUGGCAAGAUACGUUGUAAAAUGGGGCACAAGUCACUGAACAACUGAUUUGCUAAGGAGUGGAAAUUUUGGGCUCAGUUGUGGUCCUAAGUCGAGAAAGACUUUUAAUGUUCACUUCUUUCAAGCGGGAGACACCUGCUGGAAAAACAGGAACAUCCCUGGAGGGGGAAAUGAAAAAAAAUCAAGAUGGCAGCUUCACUCCUGCAACUGCCAUCUUGAAUUUUUGACCCACAUCCCACGGAUACCCUCUAGCAAACUGUUCAUUGCAGCAGACCCUAUUUAACUUUUCAGGUAAAAAAAAUAAAAGGUAAUUUUCCCUUGGGUUGAACUCAGCUGCUAGUAGCUAUGUAGACACAUCUAUUUUCUGGGAAGAAUUUGUUAAACCUCAAGGUUCUCUUCUUGCCUUAAAGAGUGAAUACCAAAGAAUGUAUCCAAGGUUUUGAUAUUUUAAUGGGAGAGAUAAUGGAAAAUAAAAGAGAAUCUGGGCCAGGUUCUUAAAAUCUAGGUAGCCAGAGGACAAGAAGUUGUGAAUGCAACAACACUUUUUAAGAAGAUAUUGGACAGCCAUUUGUCUGAAACGGUCUAGGGUUUCCUGCCUGAGCAGGGGGUUGGACUAGAAGACCUCUAAGGUACAUUCCAACUUUGUCAAUUCCACCUGAAAUAGCGCACAGCAGCAUGGGCAUAUGAGCCUCCUUCAAAAUGCACCAGUAUUAUACUCUUCAAUGAAUUAGAGCAGAGGUCUUCAAACUUGACAACUUUAAGACUUAUGGACUUCAGCUCACAGAAUUCCCCAGAAACAUGGCUGGCUGAGGAAUUCUAAGAAUUGAAAUCCACAAGUCUUAAAAUUGCCCAGUUUGGAGACCCAUGCAUUAGGAUGUCCUCUUCAAUAAGAUCAACCUCUGGCAACCUCCCUCUGUCUGGGUUGGAACUGUAAAUCCUAGAAUUCCUAGCCAAGAUUGCCGUAUUCCUGGGAAUUCUGGAUGCUGUGGCCCAGUAUUUCUCAGCUUCGACAGCUUUUAAGAUGUGUGGACUUCAACUCCCAGAAUUCCUUAGCCAGUCAUGCUGGCUGAUGAAUUCUGGGAGUUGUAGUUCCACAAUCUUAAAGUUGAGAAACACUGCUGUAGCCCCUACUUACCCGGAGAACAUCAAAUCGGGGAAGGCUGAUUGAGGUUUUGUCUAUAACUUGCUUUUUUAUAAACUAUAUAUGUGUUUCCCCAAAAAUAAGACCCUGUCUUAUAUUUUUUUGAACCCUGAAAUAAGCGCUUGGCCUUAUUGCCAUACAUUCAAAAGUCCGAUUGGGCUUAUUAUCAGGGGAUGUCUUAUUUUGGGGAAAACGGUACAUUUGUGGCUUCUAAAAAAUCUGCAUACUGUAUAUUUCUGCAAAUGAGCUUCAGUCAUGUUGCAGGAACACCAGCAAGGGGCAGUAAUGCUCUUUCCUCUUCCUCCUCCCCUUUCUCUUCCUGCUGCAUGCAAACAAGAAACAACACAAAGAUAUUAUUUUGCACAUAUCCAGACAGAGAUUUAUUUAUCUGUGAAGAAGUUCUAUAUUGCUAUAGAGUAUUUUUGUUGUAAAUUUGUUAAUACAGAUUUAAUAAAGAUUAUUAAAGUAUGGAAAUUUCCCUUCCUGCUUCUCU
Messenger RNA from Ahaetulla prasina, 4055 nucleotides. It is a transcript of the gene BICDL2, whose product is annotated as BICD family like cargo adaptor 2. The transcript is spliced from 10 exons. Bases 331 to 1893 code for a protein of 520 amino acids. Gene Ontology annotation, biological process: vesicle transport along microtubule; Golgi to secretory granule transport. Lineage: Eukaryota; Metazoa; Chordata; Lepidosauria; Squamata; Colubridae. The record is from RefSeq and is a predicted model, not a curated record.